Messenger RNA from Epithele typhae, 609 nucleotides. Its product is annotated as glycolipid transfer protein. The record is from RefSeq and is a predicted model, not a curated record. Gene Ontology annotation, biological process: ceramide transport; intermembrane lipid transfer. Bases 1 to 609 code for a protein of 202 amino acids. The transcript has 5 exons. Gene Ontology annotation, molecular function: ceramide 1-phosphate binding; ceramide 1-phosphate transfer activity. Gene Ontology annotation, cellular component: cytosol; membrane; cytoplasm. Lineage: Eukaryota; Fungi; Basidiomycota; Agaricomycetes; Polyporales; Epitheliaceae.
AUGGCUCCGUAUCUUGAGACCUCCUUCGCGGAUGUCCUCAUCACAGACGCUGGCGUCGACACCCUCGCCUUCCUUGAGGCCUCCCAGGGCGUCGUCGGUCUCUUUGAUCUCCUUGGCUCCGCCGCGUUCGCCGCGGUCCAGGCCGACCUGAAGGGCAACAUCACGAAAUUGCGCGCGCGCUACGACGCGGCGCCGGACAAGUCGGCGACACUUGAGCUCCUCGUCGAAAACGAGAAGGGCGAGAAGAAGCGCACGGCGACUGAGGGCCUCAUGUGGCUUCUCCGCGGCCUCUCCUUCACCUGCAAGGCCCUCCAGUCCGCGCAGGCAGACGCCACCGAGGAGCUCUCCGUCGCCUUUUCCAAGGCGUACGAGGCCACGCUCAAGAAGUUCCACAACUUCAUCGUCAAGGGCGUCUUCACGGUCGCGAUGAAGGCGUGCCCCUACCGCGCCGACUUCUACUCCAAGCUCGCCGCUGACCCGGCCGGCGGCGACGCCGUCCCGGCCGACAAGCUCAACGAGGAGCUCAACAAGUGGCUCGCCGCGCUGGCCAACAUUGUCGCCCGCAUGGAAGAUUUUUACGAGAAGGGCGGUCACAACAAGGGCUUCUGA